AUGAAAAAGAAUACAACACGUGCUAUCACCGAAGCCACAACAAAGAUUACAAAUACUGAGAACGAGAGGGAACACCAGCAGUCCGGAAACGACACUGACUGGACUGUAAAUGAAAAGUAUCACCAGCAUUCCACCUUUGUUACCGAGAAACACGAAAUCAAAUCGGAGCAGCUUCCGCAGUGCGGGGGGCUCCCGCACAGAGAAAGAGAGGAAGAGCGAGAAACUAUCGCUGGUCCCAAGCUUGAGAGUGAGAAAGAGACGGAAGAUAGCCGCGCAUUCGAUAACUUGUCACCAAAUACGAAGAAACGACCACUUGAUUACAAAGUUUUGAAGCAGACUCAAGUGUUUUCAGGCAAGAAAUGGGGCACUAUUCACUUCAUCAGGGACUUAGACCCCGCCCUAUCAGAACCAUUCAAAAACUCGAGACCCUCUGUUUCUGCGCAGCAUGAUGCUCUUCUACAAGAAAAUCUCACAGACUGUGGAUUCUGCCUGGCACAUCCCAAGUUUCCCGCUGGAGUCUACUCGAAGAUCGACGUCAAGCCGCUUAAAACAUACAAAAAUACUGAUGAUUCGAUAGUAAAUCGUCCAUUCGAAGCCAUUGUUCAAUUCGGUCUGUGGCGAGACGAGCAAGAUUUUUGA
Messenger RNA from Oikopleura dioica, 639 nucleotides. NCBI's taxonomy places the organism in Eukaryota, Metazoa, Chordata, Appendicularia, Copelata, Oikopleuridae. The record is from the annotation of a GenBank genome assembly.